CAAAGAUCACCUUCCUCACGAGAUUUUCCUCAUCUUCUCCUCCAGAAACUUCGAAGUUGUAAGAAUCUUUCUCCAUUGCAAUGGCUUUCGCUAUUAGAUUCAGUGUCUUUCCAUGUUCAAAUUCGUGUGGUCAUCGAAGUUGGGUGAACAAUAGACCCUUCAAUUAUAAGUGUUGGGCGAUAAAAAUGGAUGCUGAUGGGACAAGCGCGAAGAGAACGAUGUUGCAUGAUCUCUACGGAAAGCAAAAGCAGAGCCCCUAUUAUGACAAUCUUUGCCGUCCUGUUACAGAUUUGCUUCCAUGGAUUGCAAGAGGAAUCAGAGGAGUCACUAGCAAUCCGGCGAUUUUGGACAAAGCCAUAUCAUUAUCCAAUGCCUACAACGAGCAAUUGAGGGAAUUAGUUAAGUCAGGGAAAGACAUGGAAAAUGCCUACUGGGAAUUGGUUGUGAAGGACAUACAAGAUACCUGCAAGCUCUUGGAGCCUAUCUACAAUGAAAAAGAUGGGGAAGAUGGGUACGUGUCUGUUGAAGUUUCCCCCAAACUGGCAGACGAUGCAAGAGAAACAACUGAGCAAGCAAAAUGGCUCCAUAAAAAGGUUGGAUGUCCUAAUGUUUAUAUAAAGAUUCCAGCAACUGAAGAAUCCCUUCCUUCUAUAAAGGAGGUCAUUUCUCAGGGGAUAAGCGUAAAUGUCGCUCUCAUAUUCUGUCUCUCUAAAUAUGAAGCAGUCAUUGAUGCUUACUUAGAUGGGCUUGAAGCUUCUUCCGUCACUGACCUUUCUAUGGUUCAAAGUGCGGCAGCUUUUUACAUCAGUAGAGUAGAUAGCGUAAUCGACAAGAUACUCACAGGGAUCGGUACUGUUGAGGCUCUAGGUCUAAGAGGAAAGGCUGCAGUAGCUCAAGCAGUUUUAGCUUACCAGAUUUACCAGAAGAAGUUUUCUGGUCCAAGAUGGGAGCGUCUGGAGAAGAGAGGUGCCAAGAAGCAGAGGCUGAUGUGGGCCUCAACAAAUGUGAAAAAUCCAACUUACCCUGACACCCUAUAUGUUGCUUCUCUUAUUGGACCAGAUACGAUUUCAACCAUACCAGAGCAAGCUCUAAAAGCAUUUAUGGACCAUGGUAUUGUUUCAAGAACCCUAGACGCAGAAGUCUCGGAGGCCCAGCGCAUAUACAACGCAAUAGAGAAGUUGGGAAUUGAUUGGAAUGAUGUUGGAUCACAGCUAGAAAGUGAGGUGCUGGAUUCUUUCACAAAAUGUUUUGACAAUGUUCUUGAAUGCCUGCAGAGGAAGGCUAGGUCUAGUGAAUUCAUCCCUGCUAGUGUUUAGCCUGCUCUUGCGUUCUGUAUGAUCACCAUAACUCUAAGGCCAAAUAGGUGUAAGCAUAUUUAGUUUC
This is a messenger RNA of Prosopis cineraria, 1383 nucleotides long. RefSeq lists its product as uncharacterized. Gene Ontology annotation, molecular function: transaldolase activity. Gene Ontology annotation, cellular component: intracellular anatomical structure; cytoplasm. The record is from RefSeq and is a predicted model, not a curated record. The transcript has 7 exons. Lineage: Eukaryota; Viridiplantae; Streptophyta; Magnoliopsida; Fabales; Fabaceae. Bases 81 to 1316 code for a protein of 411 amino acids. Gene Ontology annotation, biological process: carbohydrate metabolic process; pentose-phosphate shunt.